AGCUACCAGUCCGCGAAUGACGACCGCCACGCGUUAACGUUGUUGCUGGCAUUUUACAAAAAAAGUAAACUCCCGCGUUUCGAAGUGAAUUUGAAAUUGGAAGCAGUAACGCCGACCAUCACGAGCUAUCCACAGUAUUAGUGAUAACAGUGCCAAAGAUUAGACAUAAGCGACAGAAGCGCCACCCCGAUGCGGUGACGACAUGCAGCGCCAACUCAGCAACGUCAGCUACCAUUCGUACCAGGACUACCAGCCGGCUAGGAGAUAUGGGCCGCAGUAUGAGCCGGGCGGGUACGCGACGGCAGUGCAGCAGCGUACCAACAUGACGCAGCGCGAGGACGCGCUCAAGUUCGAGCAGGGCCGCAUCAAGGCCCUCCAAGAGGAGCGCCUGCACAUCCAGAAGAAAACAUUCACGAAAUGGAUCAACUCAUUCCUGCAGAAGGCCCGCAUGGAGGUAGACGACCUGUUCGCCGACCUAGCAGACGGCCGGCGACUCCUCAAGCUGCUGGAAAUCAUCAGCGGCGAGCGCCUGCCGCGGCCCAACUCGGGUCGCAUGCGCGUGCACAAGAUUGAAAACGUCAAUAAAAGCUUGAGCUUCUUGCACACCAAGGUGCGUCUGGAGUCCAUCGGCGCUGAAGACAUAGUGGACGGCAACCCUCGCCUCAUCCUCGGGCUCAUCUGGACCAUCAUCCUGCGCUUUCAGAUCCAGGAGAUCGAGAUCGAUGUGGACGAAGAAAAUGAGUCCUCAGAGAAGAAGUCCGCCAAGGACGCGCUACUCCUCUGGUGUCAACGGAAGACCAGCGGUUAUCACGGCGUUCACAUCCACAACUUCACCGACUCAUGGCGUUCAGGACUCGGGUUUAACGCGCUUAUACACGCGCACAGGCCUGAUCUCUUCCGCUGGUCGGAAGUGCCGGUGGCGGAGCCUGUGGAGACCCUGAAUCACGCCUUCGAUGUCGCGCACAAACAUCUGGGCAUCCCACGCCUGCUCGAUGCUGAGGACGUGGACACGACCCGCCCUGACGAGAAGUCUGUGAUGACGUACGUAGCGAGCUACUACCACACCUUCGCGCGUAUGAAGAACGAACAGAAGAGCGGCAGGAGGAUUGCUAACAUCAUAGGCCAGCUGAUGGACUGCGACGGCCUGAAGACGGAGUACGGGCGCCUCAUCUCAGCACUGCUGGAGUGGAUCCGGCUUAAGAUCCAAGAGCUCAACGACCGGGAACUACCUAACUCGCUAGAUGGGAUCCAACGGCUUUUACUUGCUUUCAAGCAGUACAGAACCGUCGAGAAGCCACCGAAGUACAAAGAGCGCUCGGAGAUCGAAGCCCUGUUCUUCCACAUCAACACGAUGCAGAAGAGCCUGGUGGGUGAAACCUGGGCGCCGCUCGAGGGGCAGCUGCCUCAAGACCUGGAGAGAGCCUGGCAGCAGCUGGAACAGGCGGAGCACGCGCGCGAAAUAGCGCUGAGAACAGAACUGCUGCGGCAGCAGAGAUUGGAACAACUGAACUACAAAUUCAACACCAAGAGUGUACUCCGCAAGGGCUACCUAAAGGAGAUGAUCCAGGUGCUCUCAGACCCUCGCUACGGAUCCAACCUGGCGCAGGUCGACGCCACCGUCAAGAAACACGAGGCUAUCUCCGCGGAUAUACUCGCCAGAACGGAACGUUUCGAAGACCUGUCCGCUAUGGCAGCAGAACUAGUUCGCGAGAACUACCACGGCGCUGAAGCCGUCUCGCGGACUGAACAAGCUGUCUUACAGCGCUGGAGGGAACUGCUUGAACUGCUGGAGAAGCAUAGGAGCCAGUUAGCCAAGUUGGCUCAUCUUAUGGCGCUGUUGAGGGAAGCAGACACCAUUGGACAGACUUUGCAGGAGAUGAAGGCCCAGUUCCAAUCCGAAGAAGUAGGCCGGCACCUAGUGGACGUGGAGCGUCUGUUGCAAGCGCACGCGUUACAAGAGCUCCAACUAGGCGCCGUCGACGAGGGCAUCCGCCGCCUGGUCCGGCAGGGCGCCGCCGCCGACGGCCCGCAGCCGCCGCGGGCCCAGCUCGCGCGCCAGCUGCGGGCGCUCGAGGACGCGCUGGACAGUCUGGUGGCCGCAGCCAAGGACCGCAAGGCCAGGCUUGAGGACGCGAGAAACCUGUACCAGUUCUUGGAAGACCAUGACGAGGAAGAAGGCUGGGUGACAGAGAAGCAGCGCAUCUGCCGCGCGGACGUCGCAGCGAAGGAUUUGCGCGCAGUGCUCGCGCUGCGACACAAACACGCGGCGUUACGUCACGAGCUCAGGGCGAGAGACCACGUGGCGCAGAGACACCGCGCCAAGGGACAGAGCCUGAUCGACGCCAAGCACCCCAAGAGCGCCGAGAUCGAGCGCCGGCUGUCCUCGCUGCAGCAGCAGUGGGCAACGCUCAAGGAACUGGAUGACGCGCGCGACAAGCAGCUGGCAGACGCGGCCGAGGCGCACCAGUUCUACGGCGACGCCAACGAAGCUGAAUCCUGGAUGAAGGAGAAACGAGCGCUGGUUGCGACUGAAGACUGCGGCCGCGACGCUCACGAAGCCGCUGCCUUGUUAGCUCGCCAGAGGGCGCUGCAUGACGAGCUCAGAGCUCACGCGGCUGAGCUAGCAGCCUUGGAAGCGAAUGCUGAGAGAUUGACCGCUAGAGGAAUACAUACGCUACAGCUCCCCACAGAAGUCGAGUCCGCAGCGGCUUUAGAAGAAGAAGAAUGGGUCAAGGAAUCCCGGCUGGUGCCGACAGAAGUCUGGGAGGAAGAGCCCGUGGAAAGAUUGGAACACCGCACCGUCACCGAGGAGCGAAGCGUGCCGCAGGUCAAGGCCCUCUACGCGUUUACCGGGCAAGGCAUAUCAAUGCAAAAGGGCGAGGUGAUGUUCCUCAUCAACAAGACCAAUCCGGACUGGUGGUCGGUGCGGAAAGCUGACAGGACCGAUGGCUUUGUCCCCGCUAAUUAUGUGCGAGAGAUCGAGCCGAGGGUUGUGCCGGUGCAAGUUCGCCGCCCAGAGAAAGUCCGUACUGUCCAGCGCGUGAAGAAGACGGUCCUAGUGAAGCAGGUGGUGCCUGUGCGUCGUCCGCGACCGCACGCCCGCCGCGCGUCCCGCGCCGCCCCCGCCCGUCUGCCCACCGUUGAAGACAGGCGAGCGGCUAUCAAGAAAGAUUACGAGGAGCUCCUCCAACUCUCGGAGGCUCGCCGAGCUCAACUAGAAGACGCCAUCCAACUGUACGGCUUCUUCGCGGAGUGCGACGACUUCGACAAGUGGAUGAAGGAGCGCGAGAGAAUGCUGCGGACUGACGACGCGGGCGACAGCGUGGACACGGCCAAGAGGAAGUACGAGAAAUUCGUCACGGACCUCUCAGCAGCCUCCAAGCGUCUGGAACACAUCGACGCAGCAGCUGAACAGCUGGUGGCUGCCAAGCACAGCCAGGCUGGCAAGGCGACCGCCAGGAGGCAGCAGCUGAAGCAGCAGUGGGACCGGCUGCUGCGGCUCAAGCAGCAGAAGGAGAAGAGCUUGGAAGGCGCUUCCAGCGUGGAACUCUUCGGCCGGACUUGCGACGAGGCCCUCGACUGGAUGGCCGAGAAGGAACAACAGCUAGCGGCCAGCAACGCGCCGCCUUCCGACCUGCGCACAGUGCAGGCCUUGCAGCGACGCCACGCACAGCUGGAGAGGGAGUUGGAGCCGCUGAGGGAGAAGGUGUCUACUGUCAACUUGCUGGCCACUGACGUCAAGAACCAAUACCCCAACGAGCGGGCGAACGUGGAAGCCCGUCAGCAAGAGAUCAAGGCAGUAUGGGAGCGGUGCCAGGCGCAGGCCGCCGAGCGACGCUCCCGGCUGGAGAGCGCCGUGGGACACCAGAUAUUUGGCAGAAGCAGCCAGAUGCUGCAGGAUUGGCUGCAGAACGUGCACGAGCAGCUGUCUUCCGAAGCAUCGGCCAAGGACGUGGCGACGGCUGAAGCGCUGCACAAGAGACACCAGGAGCUUGGCGAUGACAUCAAGGCGCACGAGGAUGAGUUCAAAGAGGUGAUCGGUCUGGGCAAGCAGCUGGUCGGCAACAACCCGUCGCUGACCGACGUCGCCGACAAGAUCAACCAUCUGCACGACGAGCAGAAGGCUGUUGAGAAACACUGGGCGGAGAAAGACGCGCGUCUAAAGCAGCUAGUACAACUAGCUAGUUUCAACCGCGAGGCCGACCACAUCGACGCGGCCAGCGGCGCGCACCUGGCUUGCCUCGACUACCGUCAUACUGGGUCGUCUGUGGACGAAGCAGAGGCGCUUCUCAAGAGACACGAAGAAUUAGAGGCGCGUCUAGCAGCACAAGACGAUCGCCUGGCUGCGCUCAAGCAAAGAGCCGCCAACUUACAGCGACAACAGCACUAUGCUGCUGACCACAUCGUAGCGCGGCGAGACGCAGUCGUACAGAAACGCGACGCGGUGCGACACGCUGCGGCGGAUAGAAGGCGGGCGCUACUCGCCAGCUUGGCGCAUCAACAGUUCCUCGCCGCUGCAGAAGAACUCCAGAGUUGGAUCCAGGACAAAACUAAAACGGCGAAAGAUCAGAGCUACAGGGAUCUCGCCAACUUGGAGCGCAAGCUGCAAAAGCACGAGGCAUUCGAACGGGAACUGCAGGCCAACGAGAAACAGCUCAGGAAUGUCGAGAGCGUGAGUAUUGUAUACUAUACUACUUUCUACAGCGAUUUCGCCCGUAUUUUGAAAGUUCCGACAUUUAAAAGGAGCGUGGAAGACGCCAAGGCUCGGCUCGUGGACUUGGAGCGAGCGCUCAAGAGCGAGGAAGUCGGCACCGACCUGAGGAGCUGUAAGAGGCUCAUGACUCAGCACCAGGCUGUAGAACAAGAGCUAACCCAAUGGGAACAAAAGGCCUCGUCGCUAUCCGCGCAAGGCGAGGACCUCGUAUCGGACGGCCACUUCGACGCCGCCGCUAUACAGCGGGAAUCCGCUGCGUUGACGCGCGCCCUUCAAGCAUUACAUGCCCCAGCUGCUGACAGAAGGAGAGCGCUCAGCACUAGUCUACAGCUCCACAAAUUCGCUGCCGAAGUAGCCGGCGAGCUGGACUGGCUGAACGAGCGUAAAGCAGCGGCAUCGUCCGAAGCCCUUCCCGGUGACCUCCACGCUGCCCAGACGGCGCUCAAGAAACACAGCAAGCUUGUUGGCGAGCUGGCUGGUAGAAAACCGCUGGUGGAGCGCGUCAUCGGACAGGGACGCGCUCUGAUGGAGGACAGGCAUCCGCAGGUCGACAAGAUCUCAUCUCUCUGCGAGUCGCUAUCCACCGCCUACGAAGAAGUAUCAGCGGCGGCCGAAGCCCGCGGCGCGCGUCUGGAAGCCGCGGCGCGCGCGCAACAGUUCGUGCACGACGCGGCCGAGCUGGAAGCCUGGAUGGCGGAUAAGGCUGCUGCGUUAGCUGAUGCUGACGUUGGCAGAGACAGGCAUAGGGCGACGCAACUCCUGACGAGGCACAAAGCCGUAGAACUAGAACUAGACACAUACGCAGCCAUCGUCGCCGAGAUGGGUCGCGCGGCCGCGUCGAUGGCGGACGGUGAGGGCGAAGCGCUAGUCCAGAGGCACGAGCAGCUAGCAGCUAGUCUGCAGCGCUUGCAGCGGCUUGCGGCGCACCGGCAGCGAGCGCUGGUUGAGAGCGUAUGCAGACAUGAAUACCUGGCAGAGAGCGCUGAGCUAGAGAGCUGGAUACAGGAGCAGUACACGGCUGCCUCCAGCGAAGACUACGGGCAAGACUACGAGCACUUGCUGAUCCUAAGGUCCAAGUUCGAGGAAUUACGCCUACGCGUGGAAAGCGGUGCUGAACGGUUCAGCCAGUGCGAGGAGUUAGCCAAGAAGCUGUUGGCUACUGACAGCCCAUACAUCGCCGAUAUCGAGCGCAGACAAGAGGCGCUGGGCGAGUCCUGGCAACGCCUAGUCGACCAGAUCCAAUCCCGCGGCGCGAAACUCCACGCCGCUGGCGAAAUACACCGCUUCCAUCGCGACGUGGCUGACUUACUGGCCAGGGUCCACGACAAGAGGGCCCAACUGUCCCAGGACUUGCCAGCGGGCGCUGCGGCGCUGAGAACUAGGGACAGCACUGAGAAUGACCUGCUGGCUAUUGAUGCUCAGAUGCAGGUGCUCCAAGAAGAAGGAUCCCGCCUACAAAAGCUGUAUCCAGGCAGCAACGUACAGCAGAUUGCGUUGCAGCAGCAAGCGUUGGAAGACGCUUGGGCAGCGCUGAGAGCGGCUGCUGAUGAGAGGCGACGACAGCUGGAGAUGCAGGCUGAUCUGCACCAGUUUAGGGCACAGGUCCGCGACCUGACCUCCUGGUGUAGCAGCGUGGUGUCAUCGCUAGUGGCAAGCGGCGCUGGCGCCGGCGGCGUGCGUGACGCGGCCUCGGCUCAGGCGGCGCGCGCAGAGCACGACGCGCUCAGGGCCGAAUUAGAUGCACGCGAUGACUCCUUCCGUGCUGCGCUUGAUCAUGGACAGAGGCUGUUACAGGAGGGACACCCAGCUUCACAGGAGGUGGAAGCAAAAUGCACCCAACUGGUGGAAGCAAGAGCAGCGGCCGCGGGCGCGUGGGCGGCGCGACAAGUGGCGCUCGACCAGCUCAUCGACCUGCACUGCUUCCUGCGGGAUGCGGCACAACUGCACGAGUUGUGCGCGGCUCAGGAACAUGCGCUAGCUGUGGAGAUAUCUCCCGACUGCAGCGUGGAAGAAGUCGACAACCAGCUAAAGAAACACGAGGCGUUUGAGAAACUGAUCGCCACUCAGGAUGAGAAACUAGCAACCCUGAACAGCCACGGAGACAAACUGCUACAACAGAACCACGUGGAGAGCCAGCGUAUUGCUGACGAGCUACAGAACAUUAACGAGAGGAGGACCAAGUUGCACGAGGCGUGCGCGGCCCGUCGCGGUCGUCUAGCACGCCAGCGCGCGCGCGCACAGUUCGCGCGCGACGCCGCCGACACGCGCGCCUGGCUCGCCGACAAGCGCGCCAAGCUCACCGCCGACCAGCUGCAAGGCGAAGUCACAAGCCUCGAAGACAAGAUCAAGAAACUCCAGAAGCAUCAGGCCUUCACUGCUGAACUGGCCGCGAACAAAGCGCGCCUGGCCGAGGUCGGCGCGCUGGCGGCGCAGCUGCGGCCUGAUUCGGAGGUCGAGCAGCAGCUGCAAGCGCUGGAGGAGCAGUGGAGGCAGCUGGAAGAAGCCACUGAGCAGAAAGGUCGUGGCUUGGAGGAAGCUCAAGACAUAUUGGAGUUCAACCAGCAUUUGGACAAGAUUGAAGCCUGGAUCAGAGACAAGGAGAUGAUGGUGCAAGCUCACGAGUUAGGCCGCGACUACGAGCACUGCAGUGCGUUACUGCGCAAGCUGGACGACCUGGACAGCGAUAUGAAGGUCGACGACAAGCAUGUUAAAAGCAUCUGCGCGCUCGCCGACAAGCUGCUGCAGCAGGGCCCGACGCAGCAAGCCACGAGCGUGGCAUCCCGGCGCGACGUGUUCCUAGCCAAGUGGCGAGCGCUGAGCGGCGCGCUGCAGCAGUACCGGGACAACCUCAACGCGGCGCUCGAGAUACACUCCUUCAACAGGGACGUAGAAGACACAGAAGAGCGUAUCGCCAAGAAGGCAGCGCUGUUCAGUAGCACCGAACGCGGGCGUGAGUUGUCGGCCGCAAGAGAGUUGCAGCGACGCCAUAUUGCGAGAGCAGCCGAAACCAGAGCCGUGGGAGAUAAGAUCAAGGCUUUGGAGGCUGAAGGAACUAAGCUGGCUGCAGAGCACCCGGACCGCGCGAAAGAGAUAGAAGACAGCCUGAAGAGCCUCCGCGAAGGAUGGGACAACCUGCAGAAGUUGGCGGACAAGCGCACUGCUCUGCUGGAGGAGGCCAUCGCAGAACACAAGUUCGAUGAGACUUUGAAGGAGCUGGAGUUGUGGGUGUCGGAGAGCAUCAAGCGCAUGGACAGCGCCGCGCCGCCCGAGAGCGUGCCUGACGCGGAGGCCGCCUUAGAGCUGCACCACGAGAGGAAGGCCGAGAUCGACGGGCGUCAGAAGGCCAUCCUGUCCCUCCAGAAGGAGGUGGAACAUGUCCCGGAGAAGAAGCAGCGCGUGGAACAUCUGUCCCGCACGCUGGACGGCGCGUGGCUGCAGCGCAAGCAGUACAUCACGCAGGCCGAGGUCGACGGCCGCCAGAAGGCCAUCCUGUCCCUCCAGAAGGAAGUGGAACAUGUCCCGGAGAAGAAGCAGCGCGUGGAACAUCUGUCCCGCACGCUGGACGGCGCCUGGCUGCAGCGCAAGCAGUACAUAACGCAGGCCGAGAUCGACGGGCGUCAGAAGGCCAUCCUGUCCCUCCAGAAGGAGGUGGAACAUGUCCCGGAGAAGAAGCAGCGCGUGGAACAUCUGUCCCGCACGCUGGACGGCGCGUGGCUGCAGCGCAAGCAGUACAUCACGCAGGCGCACCAGCUGCAACUGCUGAAGGAGCAGGCGCGACAGACGGAAGACUGGCUCGCGGCUAAGGAAGCCUUCCUGAACAACAUCGACCUGGGAGAGAACAUCGACGCCGUAGAGACCCUGAUCCGCAAGCACGCGGAGUUCGCCAAACUGCUGGAUUCCCAGCUAGGCCGGGUGGAUGAACUGGAGAAGUUCGCUCGAGGGAUGCUGCAGGACGACCACUAUGAUAGGGAGUAUAUUGAGAAGAGGCUGGCUGAGAUACUGGCGAGGAGGGACAAACUCAAGGAGUCCUGCCUAGCCCGCGGCGUGAAGCUGGAACAAUCAAGGCAACUGCAUCAGUUCUCAAGGGAUCUGCAGCACGAACGCGAGUGGAUCGCGCUGAAAAUGCAGCAGGCGGCUGAGCAGAACUACAGAGACCUGUCAAACCUGCAAAGCAAGAUCCAGAAGCAAGCGGCCUUCGAAUCAGAACUGGCCGCCAACAAGGGCCGCAUCGAUGACGUCGCCAACCACGGCGAAGAACUUAUCGGUGAGUGCUGA
Molecule: messenger RNA, 8989 nt
Organism: Ostrinia furnacalis (Asian corn borer)
Lineage: Eukaryota; Metazoa; Arthropoda; Insecta; Lepidoptera; Crambidae
Product: spectrin beta chain, non-erythrocytic 5 kst
Exons: 61
Coding region: 203-8989 (2928 amino acids)
Molecular function (GO): protein binding
Source: RefSeq, a predicted model, not a curated record